Molecule: messenger RNA, 1043 nt
Organism: Solenopsis invicta (red fire ant)
Lineage: Eukaryota; Metazoa; Arthropoda; Insecta; Hymenoptera; Formicidae
Gene: mRpS2
Product: 28S ribosomal protein S2, mitochondrial
Exons: 3
Coding region: 150-980 (276 amino acids)
Biological process (GO): translation
Cellular component (GO): mitochondrial small ribosomal subunit; ribosome
Molecular function (GO): structural constituent of ribosome
Source: RefSeq, a predicted model, not a curated record
GAUUUCCUUUCUAUACUUUCUACUUCUAUGCAUUAAGAGAUGCUACAUAACCUCAAGUUAUUUGUCAAUAUAAUUGUUUUCUAUUCAGUGUUGAAUUAAAAGAUUGAAUUAAAGUUUAUCGAGAAUCAACGAAAUCAGCGUCAAUAUACAUGAUGUCCAUAUUUGGGAGGCGAAUACUUUCUUACAACUUUUCAAAGGAAUGGCAUUGUUUGCGAUCUGUAACCCGUAAUACUUAUUUUCGACAAUGUCAAUUGUCAACUCAAUCUCAACCGAACACAGAAGAAGCCGAUCUAUCCAAUGUUCCGGAAAGUUCAGAGGUCACGACGUUAGAUCCGCUGAUACAUCCUGAUUUUUUCCAAGUGCAUAAGCUGUUUACCGUGAAAGACCUUUAUGACGCGAGGGUGCACUAUGGUCACAAGGAGACCUCGCUGAACGAGCACAUGGAGACGUUUAUAUUUGGCUCGAGACUAGGCCACUUGAUAAUCGACCUGGAUCAGACUGCCGAGCUGCUGAGGCAGGCGUUGAACUUCACUGCUCAUAUCGCCUUUCGGGGCGGCAUAAUCCUCUUCAUCUCGCGCAAUCCCCAGGUCACGCAUCUGGUGGACAAAACGGCCAGGGAGUGCAAGGAGUACUCGCAAACGAGAUUCUGGCGGCACGGGCUGUUCCCGAACUCACGGAAUCAGUUCAAAGCGACGACGCGGCUGCCAGACUUGUGUAUCUUCCUUGGCACCCUUGACACUGUCAUGUCUGAACACAAAGCAGUGAGACACGCGGCGAAAAUGUGCAUACCCAGCGUCGGCAUAGUUGACACGAACUGCAAUCCGAAUCUUAUAACGUACCCCGUGCCCGGAAAUGACGAUUCUCCGUGUGCCAUCGAGCUUUACUGUUCGUUAUUCAAAGAAGCUAUUAUGAGAGGGAAAAGAGCUAGGGAACGGCUAAUGCAAUAUGCGGAUGAACAUGUGGAUAAGCCUGACAAGUAAUUAAGUUAAUGUAUAUAAAUGUAUAUGUAAAAAAAAAGAAAUAUAUAGUAGAUGAAAGGAUUA